AUGAUAAAGAACAUCCUCAACAAGCUCCCUCGUAAGCAAACCAAGCUAGCAGACAACCGUGAAGGUGGGCCUUCCAAUUACACCCCCAAUGCGUCCAGAAGUGCCCACCCCGCCAACUCCCGCCCGGCCCACCUGACAACAAAUCACGCCCACGACCACGUGUCGCAUGCGAGAGAAAAUGGGAAUGCGGUCGCCAGACCAAGCCCGUACGACUCACUCCCCAGCUUCCGUGACGUCCCGAAUUCUGAGAAGCAGACCUUAUUCCUUAAAAAGCUGAACCUAUGCUGUACGGAUGCCAAGCUGGCGAAGCGGUAUGUGGACCACUCGUUCGUGCUCCGGCUGCUCGAUCUCUUUGACUCGGAGGACCCAAGGGAGCGGGACUACCUCAAGACCGUGCUUCACCGCAUAUAUGGUAAGUUCAUGGUCCAUCGCCCCUACAUCAGGAAAGCCAUCAACAACAUUUUCUACCGUUUCAUAUUUGAGACGGAAAAGCAUAAUGGGAUAGCCGAGCUCUUAGAAAUCCUGGGGAGUAUAAUCAAUGGAUUUGCACUGCCCCUGAAGGAGGAACACAAGCUUUUUCUCGUGAGGGCGCUUAUUCCGCUCCACAAGCCUAAAAGCAUACCAGCAUACCACCAGCAGCUCUCGUACUGCGUGACCCAGUUUGUGGAGAAGGACUGCAAGCUGGCAGAUACUGUCAUCAGGGGUCUGCUUAAGUAUUGGCCGGUCACUAAUAGUUCGAAGGAGGUGAUGUUCCUGGGGGAGCUGGAGGAGGUGUUGGAGGCGACCCAGCCACCCGAGUUCCAGCGGUGCAUGGUGCCUCUGUUCCGGAGGAUCAGUCGAUGCCUUAGCAGCUCGCAUUUUCAGGUGGCAGAAAGGGCCCUCUUCUUAUGGAACAACGACCACAUCGAGAACCUCAUCAAACAAAACCGUAAGGUCAUACUCCCAAUCAUCUUCCCCUCGCUGGAAAAAAACGCACGGGCACACUGGAAUCAGGCCGUCCAGAGCCUGACUCUUAAUGUGCGCAAGAUAUUCUCGGACGUGGACCCUGACCUAUUACAAGAGUGCCUACUAAAGUUUCAAGAAGAUGAAGCCCAAGAACAGGAAAUCAAGGCCAAACGAGAGUCCACCUGGAAACACCUCGAGGAAAUAGCCACGGCCAAAGCAGCCAGCAAUGAGCCAGUUUUUGUGCCCCUAUGGAUGAGUACUAAAAUGCCAUCUGGUGAGGGUGAGACAUGUAUGUAUGGCCAGAAAAAGGUGAAGGAGGAGAGAAAAAGAAAGGGGGCAGAUGGAAAAUAG
Molecule: messenger RNA, 1296 nt
Organism: Striga hermonthica
Lineage: Eukaryota; Viridiplantae; Streptophyta; Magnoliopsida; Lamiales; Orobanchaceae
Source: the annotation of a GenBank genome assembly